ACUCCUCCUCUCUUCCUUCUCCCAUCGCUGUCCUCGUCCCCACGGGAUGGACCGAACAUCCAUCUGGGCUCGUCCUUUCUUUGUUUCAUUGUUUUGGAUGACCUAGCUUGCUUGGGCGGAUUGGUCGCUUUGUUCUGCGGAAUCUUUUCUUUGCUCUGGUACACUCAAGAUUGAAGCCUUACAGUGUACCCAGCAAACAUAAUUGAUAUGGCGUUAUUACAGUGUGGAGGUUCCUUGGUUCCUACACUCAGUGAAAAACCUCGGUUGCUACCAAGGUCACCUGCAGGUGCAAGGGCUACCCAUGCUGAUGGAGGAUUCCUGGCCCCCAAAAAUGGUACAAGAGGCAGAGGUAAACACCUGGUACCAGCUAGUUAUAGUUUGCAUUCACAGACUCCUUGUGAACAACUAAACCAUGUACCAUCAUCAAGAUUUUGUAAUAGAAGAGGUUCACGUUUCGUCGUCAGAGCUGAAGCUGAUUUCUAUUCCAUACUUGGUGUCUCAAGAAAUGCUAGUAAAUCUGAAAUUAAGAACGCUUAUCGGAAGCUUGCUAGGAGCUAUCAUCCUGAUGUGAACAAAGAUCCUGGUGCUGAACAAAAAUUCAAGGAGAUCAGCAAUGCUUAUGAGGUUUUGUCUGAUGAUGAGAAGCGAGUGAUCUAUGAUAAAUAUGGAGAAGCCGGUCUGAAGGGUGCUGGCAUGGGAACAGGAGAUUACUCAAACCCAUUCGAUCUCUUUGAGUCACUGUUUGAAGGGUUUGGUGGAAUGGGUGGAAUGGGUGGCCGUGCUGCUCGGAACAGGCCAAUGCAGGGUGAUGAUGAGGCCUAUAAUCUGGUACUCAAUUUCAAGGAAGCAGUGUUUGGUGUAGAGAAAGAAAUUGAGAUAACCAGGCUUGAAGGCUGUAAUACAUGUGAUGGAAGUGGCGCCAAGCCUGGCACAAAGCCAACCACGUGUAAAACUUGUGGAGGUCAGGGCCAGGUGGUGUCCUCCACAAGAACACCACUUGGAAUAUUCCAACAGGUCUCCACCUGCAAUACUUGUGGUGGCACUGGUGAAUUUUCCACCCCUUGCAAUACAUGUGGGGGUGAUGGCCGAGUGCGAAAGUCAAAGAGGAUCAGUCUGAAGGUUCCUGCUGGAGUGGAUUCUGGAAGCAGGUUGAGAGUCCGGUCCGAGGGUAAUGCUGGCCAAAGAGGUGGCCCACCUGGAGACCUUUAUGUCUUCAUUGAUGUUCUCUCUGAUCCUGUUCUUAAGCGAGAUGGGACAGACAUUAUCUACACAUGCAAGGUUUCUUACAUUGACGCAAUCCUUGGGACAACCGUCAAAGUCCCCACUGUUGAUUGGAUGGUUGACCUGAAGAUACCCUCAGGGACCCAGCCAGGCACAACACUGGUGAUGUCUAAGAAAGGUGUUCCGCUUCUUGGGAAGUCCAAUGCUCGUGGAGACCAGCUGGUGCGUGUCCAGGUUGAGAUUCCAAAACGUCUGAGCAGCGAUGAGAGGAAAUUGAUCGAAGAGCUUGCAAACCUCAACAAGGCUCAAACGGCAAACAGCAGGAGAUAAUAAUCCCACAAGGCUUGGUGAGACACUGUGCUUGUGCGAAAAGCAAUUUUGAUGCAAACUGCAGUGACAAAGAAGCGAGCAUGAAAGAGGUAAACGGUAUUACAAAUACGCACAUUCGGUGUGCAGUGCACUGAAGGGAAAUGUGAAAUGCAACCUCAUUUUAAGCCAUAGAAAGCUAUGUCACUGCAUGCAAAACACCAAAUGGAUUGUGGACGUUUUGCAAUAGCGUUAUCAUAUGCAUCAGGCGAGUUUAUUAGUCAUUUUUUAUUAUACGGUUUUUGUAUUCUUGAAAGGCUUAGGGUGAAUGUUUGAUGGUGGUAACAGGCAAGACUUUAACAUCUCUGUUGCAGAAAUGUUGCAGCAUUCGGAGUAUUUUGCAAGCUGUAACUUGGAAAUGUGACUCUAGUUUUUGUGUUGUGUUUCAUUGGGAAUUCAAAUGGUUAGCCUUUAACUUU
Molecule: messenger RNA, 2006 nt
Organism: Phragmites australis (common reed)
Lineage: Eukaryota; Viridiplantae; Streptophyta; Magnoliopsida; Poales; Poaceae
Product: chaperone protein dnaJ A7A, chloroplastic-like
Exons: 8
Coding region: 208-1551 (447 amino acids)
Biological process (GO): protein refolding; response to heat
Cellular component (GO): cytoplasm
Molecular function (GO): heat shock protein binding; ATP binding
Source: RefSeq, a predicted model, not a curated record